Panicum virgatum (switchgrass) is the source of this 2251-nucleotide messenger RNA. Its product is annotated as glucan endo-1,3-beta-glucosidase 6-like. Gene Ontology annotation, biological process: carbohydrate metabolic process. Gene Ontology annotation, molecular function: hydrolase activity, hydrolyzing O-glycosyl compounds. The transcript has 2 exons. The coding region runs from base 495 to 1964 and encodes 489 amino acids. Gene Ontology annotation, cellular component: plasma membrane. The record is from RefSeq and is a predicted model, not a curated record. NCBI's taxonomy places the organism in Eukaryota, Viridiplantae, Streptophyta, Magnoliopsida, Poales, Poaceae.
CUUUUGCUGUCCUUCUCAGCCAAUUUAUACUCACACCUGGGGCCUCGGGCUGGGGGCUUGCAUGCCAUCAAUGCUCCCCUGAGGUGUUUAUCAUGUGAACAUCUGCAUUUUGCUAUCACGGGAAAUCCCCUCUCAUGGUCCACUGUACGUAUUCUCUAGGUGGAGUUUGGCUGGACUUCAUUUAUUCCCGAAGAUUUGAGCUUUUGGAGCUUUAUAGGUCACAAAAUUCUCGUGGCGCUGGGGGAAACUCUGGCCGCCCCUCGGGAGGAGCUCUUGCCCCUUCCAUUUCUUUCCAGCGAAGAUUUCAACUUUUUUUAAGGCUUUGAGAGCUCAAGAGUUGGAUUUCUGAAACCAUUGUCAGAGGCUUGCCCUCGCCGAUUUCCAAGAUUUCCUCUUUAUCUCUUCGUUUCCAAGAUCUGAGCUUGGGAUUCUUGGUGCAAAGCAGAGCAAUCCACCAAAACCGCCCUAAGAUUUGGAGCCGGAAUAAUCCAUCGAUGGGUUCCGGGUCCGGCCAUGGAGCGGCGGCGGUGGCCGUGGCGCUGGUUUCUUGGCUGUGCUUCGCAUCGGCAGGCGUCGGCGCGAUAGGAGCGAACUGGGGCACGCAGACGAGCCACCCGCUGCCGCCGGACACGGUGGUGCGGAUGCUCAAGGACAACCGGUUCCAGAAGGUGAAGCUGUUCGACGCCGAGGAGGGCACCAUGAACGCCCUCAAGAAGAGCGGGCUGGAAGUGAUGGUCGGCAUCCCCAACGACAUGCUGCUGACGAUGGCCACCAACAUGAAGUCUGCCGAGAAGUGGGUCGACACGAACGUCUCCAGCUACCUCAAUGACGGCGUCAACAUCAGGUACGUUGCAGUUGGGAAUGAGCCGUUUUUGGAGACAUACAAUGGAAGCUUUCUGCAAACCACUUAUCCUGCCAUCAGAAACAUACAAAGUGCACUUAUAAAGGCUGGUUUGGGCAAUCAAGUUAAAGUCACAUGCCCUCUGAAUGCCGAUGUCUAUGCAUCACCAACCACCAAGCCUUCUGAUGGGGACUUCCGCACGGAUAUUCAUGAUCUGAUGAUCGCUAUUGUAAAAUUGCUCAGCGACAAUGGUGGAGCUUUUACUGUCAACAUAUACCCUUUCAUAAGCCUCUACAUUGAUCCAAACUUCCCUAUGGAUUAUGCCUUCUUUGAGGGGGCCUCGUCACCCAUUGUUGAUGGUUCCAUUACUUACACAAACAUGUUCGAUGCGAACCAUGACACACUUAUAUGGGCUCUGAAAAAGAAUGGCUAUGGAAACCUCCCAGUCAUUGUUGGGGAGAUCGGAUGGCCUACUGAUGGGGACAGGAAUGCUAAUCCUCAGAUGGCUCAGCGCUUCAACCAAGGCUUCAUGACUCAUAUUGCCUCUGGUCGAGGAACGCCGAUGCGGCCUGGACCUGUUGAUGCUUACUUGUUCAGUCUAAUUGAUGAGGACGAGAAGAGCAUCCAACCAGGAAAUUUUGAGCGGCACUGGGGUAUCUUUACUUAUGACGGCCUGCCAAAAUACCAACUGAAUUUCGGGACAGCAAAUUCAGGCGGCCUUGUGAAAGCAAAGGGCAUGAAGUACCUCGAAAGAAAGUGGUGUGUACUGAAGCCUUCGGUGAGCCUCAACAAUCCGAAUCUCGCAGACAAUGUGGGCUAUGCGUGUUCCAUGGCAGACUGCACCAGCCUUGGUUACAAGACUUCGUGCGGGAUGCUGAACUUAGGUGGCAACGUCUCAUAUGCAUUCAACAACUACUACCAGAAGAAUGACCAAGAUGAUGUCGCCUGUGGGUUUCAAGGCCUUGCGACAACAACUGGCCAAGACCCCAGCACUGGGACAUGCAGAUUUGGUAUCAUGAUUGAGGUCGACUCCGCCUUCUCAUUGCGUCUGCAGCGGCUUGGAAGCAACUUCCUCUUGAUGCUCCUGCUUGUGCUUCUCCAGCUAUGCCUGUCAUUCUCAUAAAUGCUUAUUUUGCUGGAGAUGAGCAUAAAAGCAUAAACAAUCUGACAGCUUGAGGGUAUUUGAUGUCUGUUGUCAGUAUCAUUCAUGUAGGAACCUUUUUUGUUUAACCUUUUUCCUUCUCUUCUGAAGGAAAAAAAUUGCAGACAGCGGUUCCAUCCAUGCUUGGAUUAUUGUUAGGUUAGAUUUGAUCCAUCAGCACCAUUUGUGAUGGGAAUGAGGCAUUGACCCAGCCAUUUGCUCCCAGAAAUGUGAUGGCGCUGCCAACCUUUGCAAGCGUGACAGGUUCA